Messenger RNA from Cheilinus undulatus (humphead wrasse), 665 nucleotides. RefSeq names its product protein S100-A1-like. Gene Ontology annotation, molecular function: calcium ion binding; transition metal ion binding. The coding region runs from base 192 to 467 and encodes 91 amino acids. The record is from RefSeq and is a predicted model, not a curated record. The transcript is spliced from 3 exons. Lineage: Eukaryota; Metazoa; Chordata; Actinopteri; Labriformes; Labridae.
CUCUACAGCAACCAAAUUCCCACGGACUUGAAUGAAACUAGUAUUUGUUUUUGAGUUGUUAUCCAACCAAACUAAAACUGAACUGGAAGCAAGCUUGGGCUCGCCGAUUCACACCACGCUGGCAGGACAAACUAGGCCGGAGGCCCUGACUACGGCAGCGUGCAGACUUCAACUCUACCAAGGACUAAAACAUGGAACUCUCACUGCAGCAGUGUUUGGAUGGCCUCAUCAAGGUGUUCUACUCCUACUCUGGAAAGGAGGGAGACAAAUACACGAUGAGCAAAGCUGAGCUGAAGCUCCUGUUAGAGGAGCAAAUGGGUGAUUCCAUUGCUGCCAACAUAAAUUCCUCCAGUGUGGAUAAGUUCAUGCAUGAGCUGGAUCGUAACAGAGACACAGAAGUGGAUUUCAAAGAGUUUGUCUACAUGGUUACUAUACUCACUAUCGCCUGCCAUGAAUUCUUUCGUUGACAUGUUUAAGGACUGCCAGCAGUGACACCAUCCUUCAAUGAGUAACAUCUCAUCACAGCCAGUGAUCUCCUAAGUAAUCAUAAGUCAUGCUGGAUAUAAAUUUCUGGGUCCUCACUGACAACACCUUUUAGUGUUGUAAAUACGGAUCAUUGUUAACCAGUGUCACAAGUCUUCAUCUUAAUAAAGAUGUUCACUCUU